This is a messenger RNA of Aspergillus pseudotamarii, 1659 nucleotides long. It is a transcript of the gene ptpB, whose product is annotated as tyrosine protein phosphatase PTP1. Bases 1 to 1659 code for a protein of 552 amino acids. Gene Ontology annotation, molecular function: protein tyrosine phosphatase activity. The transcript has 4 exons. Gene Ontology annotation, biological process: protein dephosphorylation. The record is from RefSeq and is a predicted model, not a curated record. NCBI's taxonomy places the organism in Eukaryota, Fungi, Ascomycota, Eurotiomycetes, Eurotiales, Aspergillaceae.
AUGGAUGCCAUCGAGGAUGGCAGUAGAAAGAAAACUGGUCUGGAAUCAGGCGAUUACGUACCUCGAAAGUUCGGAUCCAGAACAUUCGGAACACCAUCUUGCGAAUGGGCUGUUAGUACCUACUUCCACAGCUGUCCCGAUCUGUCCACGCUACAGAUAUCAUCCCUGCCGCAACCGCCGAACGGCGCGAACGACGAUCCGUCCGGCAUUGAGGGGGAACUUGUUACUGCACCACCUUCCCGCUCUACAUCGCCCGACGCCUUCAGCCUCCGCUCCGGACCCCGAAAGCUUGUGUCGACUAAGAAGCGGGUCUCAAGAAAGGCGCGCGGCGUCCUGGGCAAGGUUCGGGCCUUCCAAAGGAUCGCUGCGGCCAAAAUGGCUCAUCCCACCAUCAAGAUCGAUACAAACGUCCAAGCGACCAAGCGCGCCCUUCCCGAAGACAACGAUGAAGGCUUCGAGGUCUUAGAUGGACCCGAUCAGGAUGACCCGGGUCUGGAAGCUGGAGAUACUGAAUCCGUUCCGCCUUUUCUUUGCCAGUCCGUCUUAGAGAUCCACCAGAAAUUUGAGGAACUCGAAUGGAUACAGCGGGCACGUCUUGCAGAAGGAAUGCUCGCCAACGACCCCUCCCAUCGUUGGGCGCUGGAGGCCGAUCCGGAGGUCAAGGCAAGGAACCGAUAUAUCAAUGUGCAGGCGUGGGCAAAUUCUCGUAUUCAUCUUCAGGUAAACGAUGGCGAGUGCGAUUUUAUCAAUGCCUCGCCGAUCGCUCUGAAGGAUUCUGUGUCCCAGCAGGAGAGAAGGUACAUCGCGACGCAGGGACCGAAGGUAGGAGAUAUAUUCCACUUCUGGCACAUGGUAUUCCAUGAAACGAAGGAAGUGGGUGUCAUCGUUAUGCUUACGCAGACGUUCGAGUCCGGACGAGAAAAAUGCUCUCAGUAUUUCCCUGUCAACAGCGAUAAUUCUUUGGUACUUCUGCGGGAAGAUGAGCGUGACCCAUUUGUUAGCAAUGAGAAUCACCCGAUCGGAGAUGAAAAUGUCGUGGGCACGGUUGCGCUGCUAGAGAACGCUUUUGACGAGAAGUCUCGUUCCGAAAUCCGCAAACUACGGCUCACUUUGGGUGCCGAGUCGAAGAUCGUUUGGCAUUUUCUCUUUGCUGGUUGGGCGGAUUAUUCCAAGCCUGAAGGUGAUGACCGCAGCGCACUUCUUCAUUUGAUUGAGCAAUCAGGCUCCAAGAGCUCCCCGGAUAACCCACGUAUUGUGCACUGUAGUGCUGGUGUCGGCCGAACAGGCACAUUCAUUGCUCUCGACCAUCUGCUACUGGAGCUUCAAUCUGACCAGUUGUUGCAAGUGACUGACCCAGAGGCUGACCCAGUCUUUGAAACAGUCAACCAAAUGCGCGAGCAGAGAAUGAUGAUGGUCUACAAUGAGAUGCAGCUGCAGUUUAUUUACGAAGUCUUGCGAGAACAAACUGACCGGAAGCUUGGGAAGGUCCCUGAAAUCAACGGGCGAAAGUCCGAUGAGCGGUCCUCGAAAAUGGCCAAGUUAUCUACCGACUCCGACUACUUGCCUUCCUCGAAACCAGAGCUGGAGUCUGUCUCAGAUCGUGCCUUUACACCAACCAGAAGCUGGUCAGGAACCCCAGAAGUCUCCGACAACGAAUAA